AUGGCCAGAAACCUUGAAAGAUGUCUUGACUCGGCGAAAAACCUCCUCCUAUAUGCCGACACAGGCAGUCUCUUGGGAGGCCUAAUACUCCGAGACGAAGCGCCCUACAUUAAUCCCGGGAUGAUAUAUCGAUACUGUGCUUUGUUUUUAGAAAUGCCUGUUGGAGUGUCCUGGGAGAUCUUCCAUCUGAAAGAGGAUGGGUCAACCGGCCGUUCACUCCGACGUACGGGCCAUUACAUGGUCGAACCUGGCAACUAUAUCAUUCUUGAUCAAAAUACAAAUCCUAUCCAAAUCACUGUGACGUCAGACCUUGCACCACGUCGGGUACGGAGUGGCCUCACCGAUACCUCGCGUGAUAGAAAUAAUCUUCAAGGCUACUUUCGUGACGGAAUCAGGGAGCGAGACAGAUCGUGCACAAUGACGGGCAAAAAGCCAACCAGUCGAAACCCAUCUUUUAGUGGACUUAUUUCCGCGCAUAUCUAUCCGGUGGCAAGAUUGGCGGAUUGGAACACGCAAAAUUUCAGGCGAUUCCUGACAGACACUAGCAGCGAGAGUCGCAUCGGCCAAUCGGGGAUAUACUCUCUGCAGAAUGGGUUGCUAUUGAGAGCAGAUAUCCAUAGUAACUGGGAUGAUUGGCUGAUAGCAGUAGACCCGGAUGAGGAUUUCAAAGUAAUCUGCUUUUUCGAGGAUGAUGAAAUGCUAGGGGGCCGUCGUCUGCAAGCUACUGCAAUUAACGCUAGUAAUGCAAACCAUCGCAUCAGUCAUGAUCUCCUUCGGUGGCAUCUCCGGAUGUGUGUGUUGAAGAACAUGAAGGGAAACGCCGGUGUUCCCGAAUGGGAGUAUGAAUUGGGACCAGAUGAUAUCGGAGAAAUCAUGGCACAGGAGGAUGCAGGAGAGCGUAUGGAGGUGGAAUUGUUUUCCCGCCUGGGGCCCUUGAUUGCAUGAGACAUUAUUGUUGAUUUGCUGAAGUAUUCAAUCGAUAAGCUUCGGGAUGCUGUAAUUGAAUUAUGUCAUACUGAAUCGUCCAUUGGCGAAAUGAUACCAAGAAAUCUCCGUCGACAGCAUCAAAGAAUAACAUCCAUUUACACAAUGUACAUGGAAU
Molecule: messenger RNA, 1102 nt
Organism: Aspergillus wentii DTO 134E9
Lineage: Eukaryota; Fungi; Ascomycota; Eurotiomycetes; Eurotiales; Aspergillaceae
Product: HNH endonuclease signature motif containing protein
Exons: 5
Coding region: 1-945 (314 amino acids)
Source: RefSeq, a predicted model, not a curated record